Fopius arisanus is the source of this 1783-nucleotide messenger RNA. Its product is annotated as short/branched chain specific acyl-CoA dehydrogenase, mitochondrial. NCBI's taxonomy places the organism in Eukaryota, Metazoa, Arthropoda, Insecta, Hymenoptera, Braconidae. Gene Ontology annotation, molecular function: acyl-CoA dehydrogenase activity; flavin adenine dinucleotide binding. The transcript is spliced from 8 exons. The record is from RefSeq and is a predicted model, not a curated record. Gene Ontology annotation, cellular component: mitochondrion. The coding region runs from base 119 to 1411 and encodes 430 amino acids.
UUGCUUUCCAGCGAGCGUCUCGGAAAUUAAUCACUGGUGAUCCACUUGGCUGGCAGCUUCCAACAUCAGCUCAAGUUCUUGUCAAAUAACUUCGUUUGAGUCUCUCUCAACCUAGACCAUGAAUUCCAUAAAAACAGCAUUGGGCAGAGUGUCCAUAUCACCCCAGCAUCCCCUGUUCUAUUUCGGUUCUCGUAAGAUCGCACGUGAUAUAAUCCAGAAGAAGAGACUCCACGUGUCUUCUCCAGCUUUAGAUCACACACCCGGACCUUUGACUCAGUUUACAGAGGAUGAGAUUAUGAUGAAAGAGACUGUUGCUAAAUUGGCGAGGGAAGAAAUAGCGCCGCUUGUGAGGAAGAUGGAGAAGGAGGGGAAGAUUGAUGAUGGCUUAUUGAAGAAGCUCUUCGAGAAUGGGUUGAUGGGAUUGGAGAUUCCAACGGAGCUCAAUGGAGCCGGGAGCAACUUCCUUACGACAAUUUUAGCUGUUGAGGAAAUAGCGAAAGUUGAUGGAGCAGUGGCUGCUCUCGUGGAUAUUCACAAUACCUUGGUUAAUUCUCUCAUCAUUAAAGUUGGUUCUGAAGCACAGAAGGCUAAAUAUCUUCCAAAAUUGGCCCAGGAAUGCGUAGGAAGUUUUUGCCUGACAGAGCCAGGAUCAGGUUCAGAUGCCUUUUCCCUCAAAACCGAAGCCAAGAAGGAUGGCUCUCACUAUAUACUAAACGGCACAAAAAUGUGGAUCUCCAAUUCAGACAUCGCCGGAGUUUUUAUUGUUUUCGCCAACGCAAAUCCAUCAGCGGGGUACAAGGGGAUUACGACGUUCUUCGUGGAUAAGGAAAUGCCAGGAGUGAUAGUAGCCAAACCUGAGGAUAAACUCGGGAUCAAGGCCUCAGGGACCUGUAUGGUGCAUUUGGAGAACGUCAGGGUCCCCGAGGAGAAUAUCCUGGGGGUGUUUGGACAAGGGUAUAAGUAUGCAGCUGGUUUCCUUAAUGAAGGGAGAGUGGGCAUCGGGGCACAGAUGAUUGGAAUGGCCCAGGGUGCCCUCGAUGCUACCAUUCCAUACACUUUGGAGAGAAAACAGUUCGGACAGGAUAUUUUCUCAUUCCAGUCGAUGCAACAUCAAAUAGCCCAAGUAGUCACUGAUCUUGAGGCAGCAAGACUCCUCGUGUACAAUGCAGCACGAAAAGUGGAAGCAAAACAGGAAUUCGCGAAAGACGCUGCCAUGGCGAAACUCGUAGCGUCAGAGACUGCCCUCAGAGUGACAGCCAAGUGCAUAGACUUCAUGGGUGGAGUUGGAUUCACGACAGAUUUCCCCCAGGAAAAAUACUUCAGAGACUGUAAAAUUGGAACCAUCUACGAGGGCACUAGCAACAUGCAACUGUCAACCAUUGCAAAACACAUUAGAAAAGAGUAUUCAUAAUUUAUAAUUCUCCAUCUUGCAUUAUUCCUCUAAAACAUUCAAGUAUGGACGCGCUAUAAUGGACUCGAACGAUAUUUUUUCGUUUGGAAUGUUUUCCAAUUUUUUAAUCGGGAUGAACUUCUUUCUUUAGACUGAGACGUCAUUUUUCCGUUUUCUUGCACAAUGAAUUACAAUUUUAUCGAAUCAAUGGAGAACAUUGAUUCAAUAAAAUUGAUAUUUUUCUAAAAAUGAAUUUUUCAAUGAUUACUAUAAAAUAACUAUGGAAAAUGAGAUAUAUGUGAUGAAAUAGAAGAAGAUUUUAAAAGUAAUGGACUCCCUCGAAAAAAAUUAUUAUAAAAAAUAAAGAAAUCAAUGAAUAGGAAAAUAAUUUCU